This is a messenger RNA of Colletotrichum chrysophilum, 1062 nucleotides long. RefSeq lists its product as uncharacterized. Bases 1 to 1062 code for a protein of 353 amino acids. NCBI's taxonomy places the organism in Eukaryota, Fungi, Ascomycota, Sordariomycetes, Glomerellales, Glomerellaceae. The transcript is spliced from 2 exons. The record is from RefSeq and is a predicted model, not a curated record.
AUGGCUCAGAUUUUUUUUGUUGGCGGUACAGGCCACAUCGGCGGCGCUGUGCUUGAACUACUUCUCAAGCAACAUGCCGACGCCAAAGUGAAGGUCUUGGUGCGGGAUGAGGCAAAGGCAGAGCGUCUGGUCAGCAAGUACCCGCAAGUCAGCUACGUCGUCGGUGACACGGGCAACUUUGAGCUUCUCGAGAAGUGCAGCAAGGAGGCCGACAUCGUCAUCAACACCUCCCCGGACAUCACGCACGACGCGGGCAUCAAGGCGAUCCUCGCGGGCCUGAAGGCGCGCGAAGGACCCAAGGGAUACUACAUCCACACUUCGGGCGCUUCUCUCAUCUGGGACGAGCCCGCCGGCUCCAAGGACGCCAGCUGGUGGGACGACAUCAAGGACAUCAAGGACAUCCUCGCCUUCAAGGGCGAAGCCCACACGCACGCCGUGACUGACAAGAUCGUGCGCGAUGCGGCCUCAGACGUCAACGUGGCCAUCGUCUCGCCGGGCUUCGUUGGCGGCAUGAGCCCUUCCAUUGAGCACCCGACCCCGAUCACCACGCCCGCCAUCUUCCUCACCGCCCGCGCCAUGAAGACGGGCUGGCAAAUCGCAGAGGGAGAGAACACCCACGCCUGGAUCGACGUCUCCGACCUCGCGAGGAUCUUCCUGAUCCUCAUCGGAAAGGCCAUCAACGGCGCGUCCGACUCUGAGCCGUUUGAGCUCUGGGGAACGGAGGCGUACUACUUCGCCACCGGCGAGGACAUCUCGUUCGCCAAGUUCAUGAAGCACCUCGUGCCCGUCCUUAAGAAACACGACGUUAUCGAAACCGAGGAGAUCAAGUCGGUUAGCGUGGUCGAGGCCGCGAGAACCAGCAUGGGUGGAAGCGACUACGACCCCGACGACACGCCGCCGCCGCCUGACACCUGGGCCAUGCACAUUGCCAUCAUGUACGGAAUCAACAUGCGCGUCAGCGCUUCCAGGAUGGAGAAGCUUGGCUGGAAGGCUGAGAAGGGCAGCGUCGUCGACACCUUCCCUGAGGUUGUCACCGAGUUUUUGAAGCGGGAGAAGAAAUAG